AUGACGUCCACGAAUUACGCGAAACGUCGGACUAUCAUCAAGUUUUGUACUCCUGACGAGCAGGAUAAAAUAGCGGAACUAGAAAAGCGAGUGGAGGGAUUGGAAACGGCGGAGGAUGACCCCGCCUUCCUGUCACAGCAGACAUAUCGUCGAUACCUUACAGCAUGUGAUUGGGACGUGAGCGUAGCCGAGAAGUUUCUCAAAGCGACCAUAGGUUGGAGAAGGGAAACAAAACCCCAUAAUAUUGUUUGCACUUUCUGUUAUGACAAACCUGGAUAUCAUUCAAUGCGCCAUGUUGGAUUUGACAAACAAGAUCGUCCAGUUUUAUAUGCAAACUUUGCCCAGUGCCUGACUCAACAUAAUACUGUCGAGGACGCCGAGCAACAUUUACUGGAUAUAUCCGAGAACGCAAUACGGGCAAUGCCUGCACACGUGCACCAGCUCGUGUGGGUUAUGGACUUUACUGGAAUGAAGGUCUCGGCGUGCAAUCCACGAUUGGCACGUGCAACAGAAUACCUUAUGUCUAAUCACUAUCCAGAACGCCUUGGUGCAUUUGUUUGUGUGAACCAUGGAGUUUUGUUUCAUGCUUUCUGGAAAGCUGUCAAACAUUUUAUACCUGCCGCCACAGUUAAAAAAGUUCACAUGGAACGACAUCAUGACAAAAUUGAUAGUCUUUUCAGUGAGCUUUUCCCAGAAGAAUUAAAACUCUGGUUGUAUGAGGAAAUUAGACUUAACAAGCUUCAUCCUAUGCCAGAGCAUCAGAAAGAAUUUUGGACACCAAAGAGCCAAGGGCACGAUACAAGAGGUUGUAAAAGUUACAUAGAGAAAUACUUGAAAAACACAGAUAUAGAGGAAGAAAAAGCAGAGUGUAAUUCCUACCGACCUCACCCGAGUAUACUAGCAAACAUUACAAAAAGCAACUGAAGAUCAGUUUCUAACUACAUUAGAGUGUAUAAUAUAUUGGUUCAUGUUAUUAUCAUGCUAGUGAUUUGAACUAUGAUAGUUUGAAAUAAAGUUUGAUUUUAGCAUUUGCAAAUUGCCAAUGAAACUAUAAUUAUGAAAUCUUACUAAAUAUUCUGACUCAGCAAAAUUCUCGUAACUAAUACAUAAUUAUGGUUAUGUAUAUAUGGAAAUUAAAUAUCAUUGAUUUUUG
Ruditapes philippinarum (Manila clam) is the source of this 1153-nucleotide messenger RNA. RefSeq lists its product as uncharacterized. The record is from RefSeq and is a predicted model, not a curated record. The coding region runs from base 1 to 924 and encodes 307 amino acids. The transcript is spliced from 5 exons. NCBI's taxonomy places the organism in Eukaryota, Metazoa, Mollusca, Bivalvia, Venerida, Veneridae.